AUGGCGGCUCUCCCUGACAAUCCUCGUAAUGGAGAUACUUUUGGAGUAAGCUCUCAUGGCGGAAUACUACACAAUGGAACGCGCAAUUUCACUCACUAUGGAGACCUCCAUAUUACGUAUGUCAAGUCAUCAGACGAGCAAUUUGACCAGAUUUGGGGUGAUCGAGAAACGAUAAUUCGAUCAGCUAACCCUAUUUUUGACGAUGCUAUUCCAAUAAAGCUGCCCUUGGUGAACAAAAGCAUGAGACAUGAAAAGUCGCUAGACUCUGUAAAGAAAUUUGGCCCAAGGAGUGCAAAGACCCGUCGUAGAGAAUCGCAAAAGAGUAUAGAGACCGACCACCUGGAAAAGGUGCUUGGACUUGACCAUGACUUGACUAGCCUGUCGGAAGCCGGUGCAGCUCAAGGAACUCCAGAACCUCCAGAACAAGUUCCAUUGAUUCCACAGGCCGAGGAAGCAUCUCGACCCUAUCAUCAAUUUAUGCAGCAGCUUAGACAGGAGCGGCAGCGAAUGAUAUCAGAUGCACAUAGUGGCUGGAAUCUGACAUCUCCUGGAAUUAAUACCGAAGCUGCUGCUAGAGUCAAGGAAUCAUGGAAGAAUCACGGAAUUUGGAACGAUCGAUGGGGCACUCUUCCUGGCAUGGCUUGGAAGCACGAGACCACUCAGACUACACAGGAUAAUAUGACUAGAAGGAGAGGGCUAGCAAGCUUCUUAACAUCAUUUAGAACUCGACAUCGAAACUCUUGA
This is a messenger RNA of Glarea lozoyensis ATCC 20868, 744 nucleotides long. RefSeq lists its product as uncharacterized. Bases 1 to 744 code for a protein of 247 amino acids. The transcript has 2 exons. Lineage: Eukaryota; Fungi; Ascomycota; Leotiomycetes; Helotiales; Helotiaceae. The record is from RefSeq and is a predicted model, not a curated record.